Molecule: messenger RNA, 2289 nt
Organism: Vollenhovia emeryi
Lineage: Eukaryota; Metazoa; Arthropoda; Insecta; Hymenoptera; Formicidae
Gene: Bulli
Exons: 11
Coding region: 70-2091 (673 amino acids)
Biological process (GO): regulation of autophagy
Cellular component (GO): late endosome membrane; lysosomal membrane; Mon1-Ccz1 complex
Source: RefSeq, a predicted model, not a curated record
AAGCGCACCGGAGAGCGGAGAGAGAGGAGAGAGAGCUGUCAAACGUCUGGUAGGAUCAGAUGAUCAGAUAUGCCAGACAUGGAAGCUGAUGAUCGGGGAAAGAGCGAUGAUUACUACCUGGAGCUGUCACCCGAUCCCAUCAGGUUCGAAUCGGUCAGCUGCCUCACGAAUGUGUUUUUCGAUGAUUCGAAGCAGCAAGUGUUCGCCGUCCGCUCGGGAGGUGUUACAGGAGUGCUCGUUAAGGGCCCGGACCAGAACCUGAACUUCCGGAUGGAGGACAAGGGCCCGGUGAUAUCCAUCAAGUUCUCCCCCGACAUGAACGUGCUCGCGAUCCAGCGCACCCACUUGUCGGUGGAAUUUGUCAAUUACUCCUCCGCCUCCGGCCUGGAUCACGUCGAGUACUCGCAGUCGUGCAAGGGAAAGAACGCCGUAAUACUGGGCUUCGUGUGGACUCACGGCACCGAGAUACUUGUGGUCACGGAUCACGGAGUAGAACUGUUUCAAGUCAACCCGGAGAAACGUAACGUCCGAGCGCUCAAGUGCUUGAGCUUGGGCGUAAACUGGUUCGUGUUCUGUCCCAAGAGUUAUCUGGUCUUACUGUCAUCUGGCACGGUCGGCAAUCAGAUACAAGCGUUACACGUUACGCCCGGCAAUCUGCACAAGUUGACAAAAUUUGAAAUCGAGCAUGGCGUGACGAAACCGGGCAAGCUGGCAGUUUCCGAAAGGGACGUGGCGUUGGCCGUGUUGUAUGGGAUGCCUUGCAUAAUUUUGUUACGUCACCAACCGGGAGCCAACCGCUCGAUGGGAACAGCAUUCGUAUACGUCUACACUGUACACAAAAUGAUGACCAUUAAAAAGAGUCACAUGUUAAAAUUGGACGUCGGUGGCCGAUUUGCUAUAAACAUUGUUGAUAAUCUCAUCAUUGUUCAUCACCAAGCAUCAAAGACGUCAAUGAUAUUCGACAUUAUGCUAUCUGGCGUGAGCGAUGGGACGAUAAUGCAUCACACGAGUAUAACUACGGCGAAGCCGAUUAAGCCUUUCAAUCUUAAAGUGCCGGGUGCAACCUUGUCUGAUCAGAUGUAUCAACCAUGCCAGUUAUAUUCCCCUAAUUGGGUUGUUUUCCAACCAAAUAUAAUAAUUGAUGUAAAAUUGGGUUGUUUAUGGUAUGUCGAGCUCAGGCUAGAAACUUUGGUGAAGCUAAUCACGGAUAAGGUGCUUCUGGUGGAAUUUUUAAUGCAACGGUCAACCGCCAAGCAGAUGUUAAUACAAGUCCUGCAGAGUUUUAUGAGCCAGUUACCUGUAAGUUUAAUGGAGAUGCCGACCAUAUUCGACAAACUUAAUUUUGUAUACAGAAAUUAUCUAGAAAACGAAAUACAAAACCAGAUGGGAACGCCUUUGCAGAGUAACGUUAAAAAUGUAACAACGGUGGCUGAAAAUUUCAAGUAUAAGCUGUUGCUCGAUCAAAGCGACAUGUACAGUCACAUAUUAUCGAAAUUUCCGGAGGAUACGAUAGAACCAAAGAUGAUAAUAUGGGUUCUACUCGAGUAUAUCAGAUCAUUGGCUGAACACGGAAUACCAGUGCAACAUUACUUGCACGAAUUAGUCAUCACAACAUUGGUACACCGAAAAGCUUACUAUCAGCUCCAUCAAUUGUUACAGUAUCACGUAGUCGCUGAUUCGAAGCCGUUGGCCUGCCUGCUGCUCUCCCUAGAAAACCUGUAUCCGGCGGCGCAUCAAUUAGCCUUGGACAUGCUGAAACGACUGGGAAACGCGCACGAGGAGAUAAUCGAGGUGCUUCUAUCGAAGGGACACAUCUUGGCUGCCCUACGGUACGUUCGGUCGGUUGGAAUGGCGGAUCAAGUAUCUGCGAGGAAAUUCUUGGAGGCGGCGAAAGCUACCGACGACGCGACGCUCUUUCACUCGGUCUUCAAGUUCUUCGAGCAGCGCAAUUUGAGGCUGCACAACACCACGGCCUUCACGAAGGGGGAACAUUGUCAGCCAUACGUGCAGCAUUUCAAAUAUUUAUUCCAAGGAACGGACAAUGAAUGCAAUUCGGACACGAACUCGAAUGUUACCACUAUUUCCUCGUAGAAUUCCAAUAUCGCAGUGUCCGUGAGAGAAUAAUAGGUAAAAAGAAGUCACCUACAUUUUAUUUUUCAUUUAACGAGGCUGAUAGAGAAUUUACGUGCUGUAGCUGCUUACGUAAUUGUAAAUUCCUAUGUGUAUAAAAAUAUAUUGUUAUGGAUUAUUUAUUAUGAAAAAGAGAAUAAAAAAGAAUUAAGGAAACUU